AUGGAAUCAAUCUCUAUGAUGGGAAGUCCUAAGAACCUCAAUGAAACUUUUCUACCAAAUGUUGCCAAUGGCAUCAAGGAUGCCAGUAAGAUCACAAUAGGCAUCAUUGGAAGUGGAGACUUUGCCAAGUCAUUGACAAUUAGGCUUAUCAGAUGCGGGUACCACGUGGUUGUAGGAAGCAGAAACCCUAAACUUGCUGCCGAGUUCUUUCCCCAUGUGGUUGACGUCACUCACCAUGAAGAUGCAGUAGCAAAAACAAACAUCAUUUUUGUAGCCAUACACAGAGAACAUUAUGCCUCUUUGUGGGACCUCAAGCAUUUACUCGCUGGUAAAAUUCUAAUUGAUGUCAGCAAUAAUACAAGAGUAGACCAAUAUCCGGACUCCAAUGCAGAGUAUUUGGCAUCACUUUUCCCAGAUUCCCUGAUUGUCAAAGGAUUCAAUGUCGUUUCAGCUUGGUCACUGCAGUUAGGACCAAAGGAUGCCAGCAGACAGGUCUAUAUAUGCAGUAACAAUGUUCAGGCUCGCCAUCAAGUUAUUGAGCUUGCCCGUCAGCUCAGUUUUAUUCCUAUUGAUUUGGGGGCAUUGUCAUCUUCAAGGGAGAUUGAAAACUUACCUCUGCGACUGUUCACGCUGUGGAAGGGGCCUGUAGUGAUUGCCAUUAGCCUGGCAACAUUUUUCUUCAUCUAUUCCUUCGUCAGAGAUGUAAUCCAUCCAUACGUGAGAAAUCAGCAGAGUGACUUUUACAAGAUCCCCAUUGAGAUCGUGAACAAGACUCUACCAAUCGUUGCUAUCACUUUACUUUCUCUAGUGUAUUUAUCAGGACUUAUUGCAGCUGCUUAUCAGCUUUACUAUGGUACUAAGUAUAGGCGAUUUCCACCUUGGCUGGACAACUGGCUCCAGUGUCGAAAGCAGCUUGGACUGCUCAGUUUUUUCUUUGCAACAGUGCAUGUGGCAUACAGCCUGUGCUUACCUAUGAGGAGGUCGGAGCGAUACUUGUUCCUCAAUAUGGCAUAUCAACAGGUUCAUGCAAAUGUUGAGAAUUCUUGGAAUGAGGAAGAAGUGUGGCGAAUUGAAAUGUAUAUCUCCUUUGGAAUAAUGAGUCUUGGAUUGCUUUCUUUGCUGGCAGUAACUUCCAUCCCUUCAGUAAACAGUGCCUUAAACUGGAGGGAGUUCAGUUUUAUUCAGUCUACACUUGGAUAUGUUGCUCUGCUCAUAAGUACUUUCCAUGUACUGAUUUAUGGAUGGAAAAGAGCUUUUGAAGAAGAGUAUUACAGAUUUUAUACACCACCAAAUUUUGUUCUUGCCCUUGUUCUGCCUUCCAUUGUAAUUCUAGGUAAGAUCAUUUUACUUUUGCCAUGUGUAAGUAGGAGACUGAGGAGAAUUCGAAGAGGAUGGGAGAAGAGCCAUGUUGUUAUAGAAGCAGCAAGUGGGUCUGUUCCACAUCUCUCCCCAGAAAGGAUAACUGUGAUGUGAUGAUAGACUAAUAUUUGUUAGCAC
Messenger RNA from Nipponia nippon (crested ibis), 1497 nucleotides. The record is from RefSeq and is a predicted model, not a curated record. NCBI's taxonomy places the organism in Eukaryota, Metazoa, Chordata, Aves, Pelecaniformes, Threskiornithidae.